AUGACGCCAAGAAGAAGUCGACUGCUGCUAUGCCUGGUCGCGUUCAUCGUCGUUGCAGUUUCCGGGCAGAAAAAUUCCAAGAAAGAGGAUGAAAAAAAAGACGAGGAAUUUAGGUGUCCCGAAGGUCAAGGUAAUGGCAAUUUUGCGGACCCGGCGACAUGCAGGAGAUUCUACCAGUGCGUUGAUGGAUAUCCGUAUCUGAACAGGUGUCCAUCUGGAUUACAUUUCGAUGAUAUUAGCAAAUUUUGCACUUUCAAGAACGAAGCUCGUUGUGGGCCCAUUCCCACGACCCCAGCUCCAAUUACCGAACCGCCAACAGAUUUGGCAGAGAAGUGCGAUUCAGCAAACUGCCAAUUACCAUACUGUUUUUGCUCAAGAGACGGUACAAUAAUUCCUGGUGGUCUGAACCCAGAGGAGACACCGCAAAUGAUAUUAAUGACGUUCGAUGGAGCAAUAAACCACAACAAUUUUGACCACUAUCAAAAAAUAUUCGCGACUGACAGAUUGAAUCCGAACAAUUGUCCUCUGAAGGGGACAUUUUUUAUUUCUCAUGAGUAUUGCAAUUAUAAUAUGGUUCAGAGCUUGGCGCAUGACGGACACGAAAUUGCCACCGAAACCAUAUCACUGCAAAAGGGAUUGGAAGAUAAAGGAUACGAAGAGUGGGUUGGAGAAAUGAUAGGAAUGCGGGAGAUACUCAAACACUUCAGCAACAUUUCAACGAGUGAAAUCGUGGGCAUGAGAGGGCCGUAUUUAAAACCGGGACGGAACACCCAGUACAAAGUGCUAGAAGACUUUGGAUACAUAUAUGACAGCAGUAUCGGUAUUUCUCCUCUGAAAGUACCCAUAUGGCCGUACACCCUCGAUUACAAAAUUCCACAUGAGUGUAAAGCAGGCACCUGCCCCACUAAAUCAUUCCCAGGAGUUUGGGAAUUACCGUUGAACGCGCAUUACGUAGAAAGUUACGAUGGAGGACAUUGCCCUUAUUUGGAUCAAUGUGUUCUGCAUAAUCACGAUCCUGAAGAAGUUUUCGAAUGGUUGCAAGAAGAUUUUAAUCGUUACUACGAACAAAACAGAGCACCAUACAUGAUGCCAUUCCACACCAACUGGUUUCAAAUAAAGGAACUUGAACGCGGUUUAUCCAAGUUCCUCGAUUGGGCAGUGACAUUGCCUGACGUAUACUUCGUGACAGCCACGCAAGCGCUAACAUGGAUAACAGAUCCGAAACCGAUAAAAGCUCUGAACAAUUUCGAAGGGUGGUCGUGUAAGAAGAAAGAAAAUAUUCCUGGACCACCAUGCAAUAAUGCAAACAAAUGCGCUUUAGAUUUCAAACCGCCAGAAUCGAAUUUCACCACAACAAGGUACUUGGAAACAUGCAGAGAAUGUCCUAAUAAGUAUCCCUGGUUAGGAGAUGCGAAAGGAACUGGAUUAUACAACGAUAAUUACAAUCCUGAAAGAAAAUAAAAAUCCUAAAACUAAAAUUAGACGUAAUUUAAUCAAUUUUCGUUUGUUGUUGUUAAUAUAAGUAACAUGUAUAAUAAAUUUAAAAUUCUGCACCUCAAAUCCAGCUCCAAGAUAAUAUAUAUUAGGUAUUCAUAGGAAUGAACAAUUUAAAAAAAAAGAGGAAUAAUAAUGAAUGAGAAAAUGUACUUAUGCAAUAAACUAUACAUGUAACGAAAUUAUCAAUUAAAAUAUUUUUGGACUACA
Ceratina calcarata is the source of this 1704-nucleotide messenger RNA. RefSeq names its product chitin deacetylase Cda4 (gene Cda4). The record is from RefSeq and is a predicted model, not a curated record. The transcript has 9 exons. The coding region runs from base 1 to 1461 and encodes 486 amino acids. Gene Ontology annotation, cellular component: extracellular region. Gene Ontology annotation, molecular function: chitin binding. Gene Ontology annotation, biological process: carbohydrate metabolic process. NCBI's taxonomy places the organism in Eukaryota, Metazoa, Arthropoda, Insecta, Hymenoptera, Apidae.